Molecule: messenger RNA, 378 nt
Organism: Lactuca virosa
Lineage: Eukaryota; Viridiplantae; Streptophyta; Magnoliopsida; Asterales; Asteraceae
Source: the annotation of a GenBank genome assembly
AUGACGAUGGUGAAACAGAUGAGACAGGGCAUACAGAUGACAAUGGCAACCCUCAUUUUUUUCAAAAAAGAUAAUGAGGUAGAGUGUGAGAUGAGUGACAAUGUAAGUGAAGGCGAACCUGUUAAUGAUGACAUGGGGGAAAAUGAAGAUGAUGAGGCCGAUGUUGAUAUUGAUUUACCAAAUAUAUUCAAUGAAGAGCAAGCCUGAAAGUGUGAGACAAACACAAGAGUCAGUGAACAUGGAGAGGGUGGGGAAGAUGUUGAAAUGGGUGAUGAUGAUAGGGAAGAUGUUGAAAUGGUUGAUGCUGAUGGUCCAAAUAACAGGUUUAAUGAGCAGGAAGUGCAUUUUGGUAAAGUGGAACAACCAAGGCUGAGGUAA